UGAGAGGACAGUAAAACGCGCUGCAGCCCGGCAGAGAGAGAGAGAGAGAGAGAGAGAAAAAAAGCCGUAAUAGCUGAGGAGGAGGAGGAGGAACAGGAAGGGAAUCUGGAAACAAAUUAUCUGUGUAAUUACUGGGAAAGUGGGGUUGGAUGUGGUGAAUGGACUGUGAUUGAAGUGGACCAUGCUCAGCACUGAGCAGCUUCGUGAACAGAGAACAGGAACAAGCCUCUGGAAAGCUGAGAGACAGCUACCUAAAGGAUUGUGGGAAGCCGGCUCCAAACUCUGCUUUUCUUGCUGAGAUGUGGGAUGGCGGCAUUCGGUUUCCUCAGUUAUGAACAGCGAUCGCUGAAGCGGCCCCGGCUCGGCCCUCCCGAUGUCUACCCGCAGGAUCCCAAACAGAAGGAGGACGAGUUGACUGCAGUGAAUGUAAAGCAGGGUUUUAACAAUCAGCCUGCUUUCUCUGGAGAUGAGCAUGGUUCAGCCAGGAAUAUUGUCAUCAACCCAGCAAAGAUAGGGGCCUAUUUUAGUAGCAUCUUGGCAGAAAAACUUAAACUCAACACUUUUCAAGACACAGGGAAGAAGAAACCUCAGGUGAAUGCCAAAGAUAACUACUGGUUGGUGACUGCCCGCUCUCAAAGUGCAAUUCACAUCUGGUUCACGGAUCUUGCAGGAAAUAAACCAUUGACUGUUUUAGCCAAAAAGGUCCCCAUCCUUAGCAAGAAGGAAGAAGCCUUUGCUUACUUGGCCAAGUAUUCCGUGCCAAUGUUGAGGGGAGCAUGGCUGAUAAAAAUGACCUGUGCUUAUUAUGCUGCUAUUUCUGAAGCCAAGAUUAAGAAGCGACAGGCCACAGAUCCCAACCUUGAGUGGACUCAGAUUUUGACGAGGUACCUUCGUGAGCAGCUGGUUAAAAUUGCUGAACAUUACCACGGACCAGCUGGGCAAGGUCCUGCGUCUACAACAACUGUGCCUCCAGAAGUGGAACAAGCAAUAAAACAGUGGGAAUACAACGAGAAGCUGGCAUUUUAUAUGUUCCAGGAUGGGAUGUUGGAGCGACAUGAAUAUUUAACCUGGAUUUUGGAUGUGCUGGAAAAGGUCAGACCGGCAGAUGAUGAACUCCUUAAAUUGCUGUUGCCACUGAUGCUCCAGUAUUCUGAAGAGUUUGUUCAGUCGGCUUAUUUAUCCCGUCGCCUUGCCUAUUUCUGUGCCAGGAGGCUUUCCGUUCUUCUGAGUGAAAACUCUGCAAACCUUGUUCCUGCACACUCUCCUCACGUGAUCAUUGGACCAAAUAACGUUCCUCUGGCUGCUCCUAGUCCCGCUGCUCCUGCUGUAGUAAUGAGCCCAGUGCAGUCGGCCUUCUCGGAUUUCCAUUCGUGUCCGCAGCAUCGCCCUUUAGUUUACGGCCUCAGUUGCAUGUUGCAGACAAUAACUUUAUGUUGUCCUAGUGCCUUGGUGUGGAAUUAUUCCAUGAAUGAUAGCAAAAGCAGCAAUCCUGGCUCGCCUCUUGAUCUGCUCCAAGUGGCUCCAUCCUGUUUACCUAUGCCAGGGGGUAAUUCUGCCUUCAAUCAGCAGGUCCGAGCCAAAAUUUAUGAAGUGGAGCAGCAGAUCAAGCAGCGAGGACGUGCUGUGGAAGUACGAUGGUCUUUUGACAAGUGUCAGGAAUCUACCGCAGGUUUCACAAUCAGUAAGGUCUUGCACACGUUGGAAGUACUGGAUCGUCACUGCUUCGACAGAUCUGAUUCCAGCAACUCCCUAGACAGCCUGUACCAUAAGAUUUUUGGGACAAGUCAGAGCAAGGAUAGCCAGGAGCAAAUUGCACCGAAUGAUGAGGCAGUUGUGACUUUACUGUGCGAGUGGGCAGUGAGUUGUAAACGGUGUGGAAAGCACAGAGCGAUGGCAGUAGCAAAACUCCUGGAGAAGAGGCAGGCUGAAUUCGAGGCAGAGCGAUGCGGAGAGUCAGAAGUCCUGGAUGAAAAGGAGUCGAUUUCCUCUGUGUCCCUAACUGGCUCGAGCCUACCUGUGUUUCAGAAUAUCCUGCUCAGGUUUCUGGAUACUCAAGCUCCUGUAUUAACUGACCUCAACAAUGAAAAUGAGAAAGCAGAGUUUGUGAACCUAGUGCUGUUGUUUUGUGAGUUCAUCCGCCACGAUGUCUUCUCACACGAUGCGUACAUGUGCACUCUUAUAUCCCGAGGAGACCUCACGUCUGUAACCACUUCAGCAAGACCUCGGUCGCCAGUUGCAGACAACUCCGAGGAGCAGUACACGAAGGAGCAUGAUGACAACCUUCAUGGAGUGAAAUUGGAGGUAAAACUUCAUUCCUUGUAA
Messenger RNA from Rhincodon typus (whale shark), 2322 nucleotides. RefSeq names its product mediator of RNA polymerase II transcription subunit 12-like protein. The record is from RefSeq and is a predicted model, not a curated record. Lineage: Eukaryota; Metazoa; Chordata; Chondrichthyes; Orectolobiformes; Rhincodontidae. Gene Ontology annotation, biological process: regulation of transcription by RNA polymerase II. The transcript has 14 exons. Gene Ontology annotation, molecular function: transcription coactivator activity. Bases 307 to 2322 code for a protein of 671 amino acids. Gene Ontology annotation, cellular component: mediator complex.